CCAAGGUUUUCUUCUGGAGAGCGGGAGGGAGACGAUGCCUAGAUUAGUUGGCGCUAGGGCAUUCUUCUCCUCCGCCGCGUCUUCCUCCUCGUCCCUGACAUCGGCAUCGGUGUCGCUAUGGAUUUCUCCAGGAAUUGGUGGCAAUGUGGGGCUUUUCCCGCGCCAGCACGCCCUAUGGCUGUUCCGGCGAGGAAUGUCCUCCAAGAUCAGCAUGAGCUUGCGCUCCGGCAUCGUAGGGCUCCCUAAUGUCGGCAAAUCCACGCUCUUCAAUGCUCUGGUAGAGAAUGCCAAAGCUCAGGCAGCGAAUUUUCCCUUCUGCACGAUUGAACCGAAUGUUGGAAUUGUGGCAGUUCCAGAUACUCGCUUGAGCGUGCUCACCGAUAUAAGUAGCUCCAAGCAAACUGUGCCCGCUAGCAUGGAGUUUGUGGACAUUGCUGGGCUCGUCAAAGGUGCGAGUAAAGGUGAGGGCCUUGGUAACAAGUUUCUUCAGCACAUACGUGAAGUUGACUCGAUUGUCCAGGUUGUGAGGUGUUUCGACGACUCGGACAUCCUCCAUGUCAAUGGUAAAGUUGAUCCGGAGGCAGACAUUGACAUUAUCAACUUGGAGCUUGCAUUUUCUGAUAUCGCACAGAUCGAGAAAAGAUUGGAGAAGCUUAAAAAGGGGAGAGCUAAAGAUCCACAAACCAAAGCCAAGGAAGAUAUGGAAGCUGCUGCACUAGAGAGGAUAAACGAGGCUUUACUGGCUGGAAAGGCCGCAAGAACCGUCGACCUUUCCAACGAUGAGAGGAAACAAGUCCAACAGUUGUGUCUACUCACGAUGAAACCCGUUAUAUAUGCUGCCAACGUAGCUGAGACAGACCUCGGAGACCCUUCUAAAAACGAGUACGUUCAGAGGGUUGUGAAGACAGCUGCUGAUCUCGGCUCCGAAGCAGUGGUUGUUUCUGCUCAAGUAGAAUCGGAGCUUGCGGAACUUGAUGCCAAGGAGAGGAAAGAGUUUUUGGAGUCACUUGGAGCAGCUGAAGGUGGACUUGGAUCUCUUGUCAAAGCAACUUACAGCCUUCUGGGGUUACGGACGUACUUCACCACCGGAGAAAAGGAGACCAAGGCAUGGACGAUCAAGUCAGGCAUGACUGCGCCCCAAGCAGCGGGCGUAAUACAUUCGGAUUUUGAGCGUGGAUUCAUAAGAGCUGAGACGGUUGCCUACAAAGAUUUCGUAUCGGUUGGCUCGCUACAGGCCGCGAGAGAGAAGGGACUGCUAAGAUCAGAAGGCAAAGACUACGUUGUACAGGAAGGCGACGUGAUGCUCUUUCGUUUCAACGUGUGAGGAAUGCUGCUCAAUCGAAGGCAGUCAUACUCAUCAUGUGUACCUUGGUCUGAUAGUAACAUCUCGUUGGUGGGCACUUUUUUCACAUCUUACAGAGGAACAAUGCGGAAGAAAUUAAAGGAAAACGGUUAAAGAUACAGCAGUUCAGCCGACAGGCUGAGAAAAAAAUUUCAGGGAAAAAAAUCACGGAAAAGAAAAAGAAAAAAUUAAUCUUCGA
Molecule: messenger RNA, 1541 nt
Organism: Selaginella moellendorffii
Lineage: Eukaryota; Viridiplantae; Streptophyta; Lycopodiopsida; Selaginellales; Selaginellaceae
Product: ribosome-binding ATPase YchF
Exons: 13
Coding region: 35-1324 (429 amino acids)
Cellular component (GO): cytoplasm
Molecular function (GO): ATP binding; GTP binding; ATP hydrolysis activity
Source: RefSeq, a predicted model, not a curated record